AUGUCAUGUGUCAAUAUAGGACAGCUAAUCACUGGUUUAUUUACUCGGAUUCUGAUCGCUGGAUUUGGAAUUGACUGGACAUUAAGUUCACUCUUUUAUUGCAAGUUUAGAACAUAUUGUCGUCAAGUAUGUGGACUUAUAUCAUUAUCAUGUUUUUGUUUUGCAACAAUUGAUCAGUUCUUGGCAACUUGUUCUCGAGUUUAUUGGCAACAAUGGAGUAAUAUAAAAGUAGCUCGACGAUUAUGUUUAAUAACUAGUAUAAUCUGGAUACUUCAUGGUAUUCCAUGUCUUAUAUAUUUCAACAUAAUUCAAUCGACCACUUCUGGAUCUUUAAGUUGCACUCCAACAAAUACAAUAUUUAACCAAUAUUUUAUUUAUGCAUAUUCAGUCGUCCUACUAGGUUAUCUUCCUAUAAUCAUUACUAUUGUAUUUGGAUCAUUAGCUUAUUAUAAUGUACAACAAAUUGCGUAUCGAACAGUACCACUUGUUAGACGUGAAUUAGACAAACAAUUAACUGUUAUGGUUCUUAUUCUUGAUAUAAUCAAUAUCAUUCCUCUAGUACCAUAUGCUAUCACACUUAUUCUCACUUCAGUUAUUAAUAGUACUCAAAAUCCAGUUCUCGCUCGACAAAUUCAAUUCGCUAGUGAUUCAUCUGUAAUUUUAUACUACGUACACUAUGGGGUAGGUUGA
Adineta steineri is the source of this 690-nucleotide messenger RNA. Lineage: Eukaryota; Metazoa; Rotifera; Eurotatoria; Adinetida; Adinetidae. The record is from the annotation of a GenBank genome assembly.